AUGCCGGUGGUUUUUAGUGUUUUGUGGCUGCUUCAGCUGUUUCUGCUCGUGGAAUCUGUUGCUGGAGCUAAUUUCGCCAGGGGAGAGGAGCAACUGGAGGCUCUGCUGGACACCGAAACGCAGCUCAUCGAUGGGUUGCGUGAUUAUAUCGAGCGAUUGGAGCUUCAGCUGGAGGAGAUCCGAAGGGAGACCUCUGCCAUCGAGGAGAUCCACAGUCAAGUGGAUAGUGUGGAGGAGUACAUGGGUAAUCCACUAAAUGUCUUUGGAAUUCUCAAGAGGUUCGAGAGUGUGUGGCCCGGAUUGGAGCAGAAGGCGAAUGCCACUCUGGAGAUAGGGUUCGGAGAACGGUUGUCCAACAGGGAGUUAACCCUUCCCAGCGAGGAGGACUACGAGGAGUCCCUGAAUCAUCUGCUACAUCUGCAAUCCGUCUACGAAUUGGACUCGAACAGCCUCUCCUUGGGCGUGGUGAAUGGAUUCAAAUUGGGCUCCUCCAUGUCCUGGGGCGACUGCUUGGAAGUGGCUCGCAAGUCGGACUUUCCUGUGGCCAAGUUCUGGCUAGAAUCUGCUUUAGAGAAGCUGCCCUCCGCCUCCGAAAACUCCACGGAAUCGCAGAGGGAACGUGAAAGCGGACGUGUGCACAUCCUGGAGGCAACUCUCAACAUUGAAUACCGCGCUGGUGAGCUUUCCCGAGCCCUGGCAACUGCCGAGGAGCUCCUACUGCUGCUACCAAUGAACCAAGGCAUUCAAAAGGCCAAAAGAAAGAUUGAAAAAGCCAUGGCCAAGAACGAAUUGCCCAAGGGAAGGGGCCAAAAGUCGAAGCCAAAGAAGCAAAAAUCCAAAUCCACGGAGCAGCUGCUCAUUGAGGAGAUUUGUCGCGGAGCAACACAGGAAGUCUCAACAGGAAGUCGCUUCAACCAAUGCCAGUUGGAUGGAAGUUCGCCCUGGUUGCUCCUCCAGCCCUCCAGGUUGGAGCCCAUCAGUUCAGAUCCAUAUAUAGUUUUGCAUCACGAUGUAUUGACGCCGAAGGAAUCCGGUGAAUUGCUGGAGCUUAUAGAUGAGGAGGAUGCAAAAGGAGUUAGCUAUCAAUCGCUGAAGCUAUCCAAACUGGCACAAAAGAAGCUUGGAAGGAUUAGUCGUCUCCUGAGACUUGAGAGUGGGGACCUAGAUCCCUGGACCGGACGUCGCCAUGGUCACGAGCACAUUACCAAGUUGGAGGAUAGCUCGGAGUUGCAGCAUGUGGCACGUCUCAUGUUGAACUUGCAGGCACCCGGAAUGGGAGGAGCCGUGGUGUUUCCGCAGCUAGAACUCGGCGUGAAUGUCCCACGUGGCUCGCUGCUCCACUGGCGCACACGAUCCGCCGGAGGCUCGUCAUCCAAGUGGGACUACCGCAGUGGCCAGGCCAUCUGUCCCGUGCUCCUGGGCGUCCAGUUGUGUAAGUUGCGGCGUGGAUGGAUUUCGCUUGCGUGCCGGGAUUCAGUUUGCGGCCCAGUCGCACUUACCACAUCCCAAAACAAGCUGUCAUCGCUUGUCAGUCGAACGUGCUGCGAGAUACCCUGUGGGGGGUAUAUUAGUUCUCCAUAAAAUAUUCGUACAAAAAUAUUUUAAUCGUCGUUGAAAGUAAUAUGAAUCUUUUCAUUGCUCACUCUUUCCAAG
This is a messenger RNA of Drosophila mauritiana, 1653 nucleotides long. Its product is annotated as prolyl 4-hydroxylase subunit alpha-1. Gene Ontology annotation, cellular component: endoplasmic reticulum. The record is from RefSeq and is a predicted model, not a curated record. Bases 1 to 1581 code for a protein of 526 amino acids. The transcript is spliced from 5 exons. Gene Ontology annotation, molecular function: protein binding; procollagen-proline 4-dioxygenase activity. Lineage: Eukaryota; Metazoa; Arthropoda; Insecta; Diptera; Drosophilidae.